Messenger RNA from Vombatus ursinus (common wombat), 2494 nucleotides. RefSeq names its product DEAD-box helicase 18 (gene DDX18). Lineage: Eukaryota; Metazoa; Chordata; Mammalia; Diprotodontia; Vombatidae. The record is from RefSeq and is a predicted model, not a curated record. The coding region runs from base 102 to 2027 and encodes 641 amino acids. Gene Ontology annotation, cellular component: nucleolus. Gene Ontology annotation, biological process: maturation of LSU-rRNA from tricistronic rRNA transcript (SSU-rRNA, 5.8S rRNA, LSU-rRNA). Gene Ontology annotation, molecular function: nucleic acid binding; RNA helicase activity; ATP binding. The transcript has 14 exons.
GACGUGCUCCCACGUGUGGUCCGAGAAAGAAGAGUGAGGAAGCGGCGACAGGAACAAGACACGUUAAGUGACGGAGGAGAAGAACGAGGCCAGCAGGCAAAAUGUCGCACCUUCCGAUGAAGUUGCUGCGCAAGAAGAUCGAGAAGCGCAACGAGAAGCUGCGUCAGAGGAACCAGCGGCUGAAGCAGAAAGAGGCCUUGAGGGCCAAUAUAGCAGAAGCCCAAGAUGAGCAUGUAUCAGAAGAAAUAGUAGAAGAAAUAAAAGUGGAAAAAUCUCCCAAGAAAUCUACAGUAUUAGCAGCCAGUGAAGAAUCAACUGCACAGCUCCCCAGUUCUGAAUUAAAAAAGAAAAAGAAGAAGAAGCGAAAAAUAACAGCUGAUGCAGGACCUGAAAACAAAAAAGCAAAAACAGAAGACCAAGAGGCAUCUGAUGAUGAAAAUGAGAAAGAUCCCAAAAUAAAAGAAAACUCCAUGGAGGAUCAAAAAGAAGAUGCAGAAAUGCCCAGCCUUCCUCAUGGUCUAACAGGGUCCUUUGAGGAUACUUCAUUCACUUCACUUAGUAAUAUUGUCAAUGAAAACACUCUGAAGGCAAUAGCAGAAAUGGGCUUUACUAACAUGACUGAGAUUCAGCAUAAAAGUAUCAGACCACUUCUAGAAGGCAGGGAUAUUCUAGCAGCUGCAAAAACAGGCAGUGGCAAAACCCUAGCAUUCCUCAUCCCUUCCAUAGAACUCAUUGUUAAGUUAAAGUUCAUGCCUAGGAAUGGAACAGGGGUCCUUAUCCUCUCACCUACUCGGGAGCUGGCUAUGCAAACCUUCGGUGUGCUUAAGGAACUAAUGUCUCACCAUGUACAUACCUAUGGUUUGAUCAUGGGGGGCAGUAACAGAUCUGCAGAGGCACAGAAACUUGCAAAUGGGAUCAACAUUAUUGUGGCUACACCUGGCCGACUUCUGGACCACAUGCAGAAUACCCCAGGAUUUAUGUUUAAAAACCUGCAGUGUCUUGUUAUUGAUGAGGCUGACCGAAUUCUUGAGGUUGGGUUUGAGGAAGAAAUGAAGCAGAUCAUCAAACUUCUGCCAAAACGCAGACAAACAAUGCUCUUUUCUGCCACGCAAACUCGUAAGGUGGAAGAUCUGGCAAAGAUUUCCCUUAAAAAGGAACCAUUAUAUGUUGGUGUUGAUGAUGAUAAAGAUACCGCAACAGUAGAUGGUCUUGAACAGGGAUAUGUUGUUUGUCCAUCUGAGAAAAGGUUCCUUCUACUCUUUACAUUCCUCAAGAAGAACCGGAAGAAGAAGUUGAUGGUAUUUUUUUCUUCAUGUAUGUCAGUGAAAUACCACUAUGAGCUUCUGAACUACAUUGAUUUACCUGUCAUGGCCAUUCACGGCAAACAGAAGCAAAAUAAACGGACAACUACAUUCUUUCAGUUCUGCAAUGCAGAUUCUGGAAUUUUGCUGUGUACAGAUGUGGCUGCCAGGGGGCUAGAUAUCCCAGAAGUAGAUUGGAUUGUCCAGUAUGACCCUCCAGAUGAUCCAAAGGAAUAUAUUCAUCGUGUAGGAAGAACAGCCAGAGGCAUAAAUGGAAGAGGUCAUGCUUUGCUUAUUUUACGACCAGAAGAGUUGGGUUUUCUUCGUUACCUGAAGCAAGCCAAGGUACCAUUAAGUGAAUUUGAAUUUUCCUGGUCAAAAAUUUCUGACAUUCAGUCUCAGUUGGAAAAACUAAUUGAGAAGAACUACUUCCUUCAUAAAUCGGCACAGGAGGCAUAUAAAUCCUAUGUUCGAGCAUAUGAUUCCCAUUCUCUGAAGCAAAUCUACAAUGUGAACAGCUUAAAUUUACCUCAAGUCGCUUUAUCAUUUGGUUUCAAAGUACCUCCGUUUGUUGACCUAAAUCUGAACAGCAGCCAGGGGAAGAGGUUGCAGAAAAGAGGUGGUGGUGGUGGUUUUGGCUACCAGAAGCCCAAGAACGUCCACAAGUCCAAAAUCUUCAAACACAUUAGCAAGAAGAAAUCUGAUGGCAGGCAGUUCUCUCACUGAGGCAGCAACUUUUCUAAUCUUCAAUAAUUUUGUCCUCAGAUAAAAGACUUGUCUUCAUUGCACUAACCGUGGAAUAUUUACAAUCUUCAGGAUUUGGAUUACAAUCUCAUUUACCACACUUAAGUGCAGUGGCUUCGACCAGUUUUUCUUACUAAAAAACAGUGAGAUGAAGCUAAGUUUAUCUUGGCUUCUAAAAGGUAAAUGACAUUUUCUUUUCAGUGGACAUAACAAAAACAAAAUUUUAACUGUAAAUUAUAUUUUUUCAAAGAACUUAUAUUUUCAAAGUGUAAACAGUUCCAUUUCUCUUAAGAGCAUUUGUCUUGGUCUUAUAUCCAAUCAUUCCUUACCAUUGUAUUUUUAGAACUCUGUGGCUUAGAUUGCAAUAUUAAUGAUCUUAUAACAUAUUCAGGGACAUGAGGGUCUUCUUGGCUAGCUAUACAAAUAAAGGCCUCAGUCUGUUCUGCUUA